This is a messenger RNA of Symbiodinium necroappetens, 1053 nucleotides long. The record is from the annotation of a GenBank genome assembly. Lineage: Eukaryota; Dinophyceae; Suessiales; Symbiodiniaceae.
AUGACCGUGGCCCCUGUGAUCAACCAAUGCCAUUGGGCUAUCCGCAACUUCCAUUGGCACGACAGCUCUGAUGAGUGGAGCUACAUGGCCCAAGGAGUGAUGCAAGUCUAUCUGACCUCUCCCACUGGUGUCCCUUGGCAUUCGGCAGUGAACACUGUUGGCCCGGGUGGAGUCUGGUUCUUCCCCAGGGGUUGGCCUCAUGCCUUUGUCUGCGUCUCCGAAGAAGGCUGCAACUACGUGCUGACCUUCAACGGCCCACAGGCCGUGGCUGUGAACGAUCACAUGAUUGCAGAGACCUACGCCCAAAUGCCAGACAAGAUCGCGGCCUAUUCCAUGGGAAUGAGCCAAGGUGAGUGGGCAACUGCCAAACCAAAGGUUGGGAACUUCACGUCGACGUUCUUUGCCAAAGUGGAUCCCGGCAAGUUCAAGUGGCUGCCGGAAGAGACUGCGGUACCAGCUGCUGUGAACCGAAGCGAUGUGGAAGUGGAAGAUACCAACGAGGGUUUGGGAGAGGGAGUUCAGGUCUUCAACAUCCGAACGGCUCAGUUCCCUUUUGCGACCCGCAUGUCCCAACAACGCAUCGUCUUCCAACCUGGAGGCUUCCGUUCUCUGGUUUGGAUCACCAAUGCUGCUGCGAUCAUGACUGUGAUCAGUGGCCAUGUGAAUGCAGCAACCCAAGGUGGCAUCAGUGGUGCUAUCAACACCGUGCCCUCCUCCAAGUCCUACUACGGGAAGAACUUGGGACCCUUCGAUUCCUUCUAUUUCCCCAUCCGCCGUGGCUACUGGAUUGAAGAGGCUACGGGGACGGAACCGGCGGAAGUGAUUGUGGUCUUUGAAGUGGGCAACUGGGAAGCUCUUGAAGCCAAAACCGGUUUCAGCUGUGCCAAUACUUUGGGAGCCCCCUGGGCCUAUGAAGCCACGACUGGGGGCAUUGAGUGUCCUUCCCCAUCCUUGGCUCAACGUGGCGGAAAGCGCAGCUUGCGUCGUCACGAGACCGAUGCUCAAUCCUUCAUGCAGGAACCAGAGCUUGAGACGGUGAACGUUGAGCUAUGA